Molecule: messenger RNA, 1434 nt
Organism: Rhinocladiella mackenziei CBS 650.93
Lineage: Eukaryota; Fungi; Ascomycota; Eurotiomycetes; Chaetothyriales; Herpotrichiellaceae
Exons: 2
Coding region: 1-1434 (477 amino acids)
Molecular function (GO): protein binding
Source: RefSeq, a predicted model, not a curated record
AUGCCGGCCACAGAUUCACCUGCAGUCAUUGUAGCCCGGUUUCUGAAAGCAAACCACUAUAACGAGGCUCUUGAGGCUUUCCUGGCGGAGGCUGGUCUCCCCGAAGAUGCAGGUAUCACUAAUCCAGGAGACUGGACGAUAGAGAAGAUCCUCGAAGAGAAGAAACAAUACGACUCAAGCCUUGCAUUCGAGAAGAAAGGAGAUGAUCAAAUCACAGGUUGGCCAUUGCCCGCGCCUUCCAAAGCGGUCGAGCCCGAUUUAACGGUGACGUCCAACGUCCUCUGUGUGAGCGGGCACGGCACGGCGGAGGAUGGAAAUCAAGCCAUCUUCGUCACCGGUGCUGAUAGAUCGUGGGUUCGCAUUUCGUCGUCGGCGCCCUUUGCACGUCUGGGAUCAAUCAACAACGUCCAUGGAAGUCCCGUUUUGUCGAUCAGUUCUCUGGACAAUGGCUACAUCUUCUCGGCUUCCAUGUCAGGACAACUCACGCUUCAUGAUUCCCAGGGCCGACUAUUGGACAAAUGCCGCCACCACCUCAAGUAUGCGGUCCAGGUGGUCUCAGGGUAUACUCGACAGGGCAAAUGGGUCAUAGCCACCGCCGGUUGGGACCAGAAAGUCCAUAUCUAUGUUCCCGAACAGGAAUUGGCUGAGAACUUUGAACCGACUGGCCCGGUCAAUGACGAACCGUACAUUCAAGGACUCCUCCGUGAUCCAAUCCAUACGAUUACUCUACCGACAAAUCCGGAGUCCAUGGUUCUUGUCCGCCAUCCUGAUACCAAAGAGCUGUAUCUUAUCGUCUCCAGACGAGACUCGACGUUUUUGUACUACUAUGGCAUCACCUCUAUAGCCGAGGAAUCUUCCUCCGCCCGAAGCAGGGAGAUCGCAUACUCGGUCCAAGAAACCGGUCGCCAGAAUCUAGCGCCUCAUUCUAAUGCCUGGGUCGCAUUUACCCCGUCUUUUCUAGCUGUGUGCCCUACAGACUCGACACUCCUCGCCGUCGCAACUUCUCACCUGCCCCACAUGAAACUGCUCAUCGUCCGCCUUCUUUUCCCCACCGAGUCAUACAAUCCCCAUGCCCCCGCCAUUGCCAACGAUGCACAACCACAGACUCAGGCCUCACAAGCCCGUGCUGCUCUGGCACUUCAAGAUCGCGAAGACAAAGCUAUCAAGUUGCAUGUCUCGACCAUGGCCCCUCAAACGCCUUACUCAACUCCACACGUGGUCUGGCGCCCGGGAGGGAAUGGGGUCUUCGUCAACGCCGACGACGGAGUGAUCCGAGGCGUGGAUACGCAGAGUGGCAAGGUCGUGGCUAUGCUCAAGGCGCAUGAAGUCGGGAGUAAAGUGAGGACGUUGUAUGCUGGCCGGGAGGCGGGUGGAGAGGAGAUUCUGGUCAGUGGUGGGUUUGAUAAGAAGGUGUUUAUAUGGAGGGUUGAGUGA